Messenger RNA from Nothoprocta perdicaria, 1463 nucleotides. It is a transcript of the gene ASB5, whose product is annotated as ankyrin repeat and SOCS box containing 5. Gene Ontology annotation, biological process: intracellular signal transduction; positive regulation of protein catabolic process; protein ubiquitination. Gene Ontology annotation, molecular function: protein binding. The coding region runs from base 83 to 1072 and encodes 329 amino acids. The record is from RefSeq and is a predicted model, not a curated record. Lineage: Eukaryota; Metazoa; Chordata; Aves; Tinamiformes; Tinamidae. The transcript has 7 exons.
AGAGUGCGUGGCUGGAGCCAUAUGAUCGUAUCAACACAUUCGAGAGCCCUACCCAAACAGUGAGAGAGAUUUUGCUGCAGCAAUGACUGUCAUAGAAGAAAAUCGUCCUUUUGCUCAGCAGCUAUCUAAUGUCUACUUUACUAUACUGUCCCUUUUUUGUUUUAAACUUUUUGUGAAGAUCAGCCUUGCUAUACUGAGUCAUUUCUACAUUGUGAAAGGGAACCGUAAGGAAGCAGCAAGGAUAGCUGCUGAAUUUUAUGGAGUUCCUCAAGGACAAGGUUCUUGGGCAGAUCGCUCACCUCUGCAUGAGGCAGCCAGUCAAGGACGUCUUCUUUCUCUAAAGACUUUAUUGUCACAGGGCUACAAUGUAGACAUACUAACAAUUGACCAAGUCACUCCACUUCAUGAAGCGUGCCUGGGAGAUCAUGUUGGCUGUGCAAGAAUCCUCCUUGAAGCAGGAGCAAACGUGAAUGCCACAACAAUCGAUGGAGUGACACCCUUAUUUAAUGCAUGUUCACGAGGCAGCGCGUCAUGUGCUGAGCUGUUGCUGGAGUAUGGUGCCAAAGCUCAGUGGGAGUCCUGUCUUCCUUCACCAACUCAUGAAGCAGCCAGUAGAGGUCACAGCGACUGUCUGGAGGUCCUGAUAUCCUGGGGUAUAGAUGUGGACCAAGAUCUUCCUCACUUAGGAACACCUCUGUAUGUAGCAUGUGUUUCACAGCAGAUCCAUUGCAUUCGAAAGCUUCUCUAUGCAGGUGCCAAUGUGCAGAAAGGAAAACAUUUGGAGACUCCACUACAUGCUGCUGCCCAGCAAUCUAGUACAGAGAUCAUAAACCUGCUCCUUGAAUUUGGGGCGGACAUAAAUGCCAAAAAUGCAGAUUUUGAGCGACCUGUAGAUUUAGCUGCCCCAAGCAGUUUGGUGGAGAGACAGUUGCUCCUCCAUGAAGCUACCCCCUCUUCUCUGUGCCAGCUCUGCCGACUACGUAUCCGAAAUUACAUAGGAAGAGCUAGACUGCAUCUUGUCCCGCAACUCCAGCUGCCAACGAUACUGAAGAAUUUCUUACAGUAUAGAUAACACAGUAACUAACCUUUAGAAACUUGAAUAACAAAUACUCUUUUUUUUUUUCCUCUAAAUUUUACAUUUUACCUAAAAAACUGCUGGGCGGAAGAAAGCCUUUUGCAUAUUACUUUAAAAAGUCUUUGACGCAGUCUAGGGAUGCAAUAGUAAUUGGGAGCCAUUCAGCAACUGGUACCAAGGUGCUAAUAAGGCUGAAUUGAAUGAAGUGUGCUAGUGCUCUGGGAAAUGAUCGUAUAGCUUUAGCUUAACACUUACUAAUUAGCUUUAGUGCUGUUACUUGUAUUUAUAAUUCAUAAUCUGUUUGACUCAAUCGAACCACAAAGUUUCUUCAUUAUUAUUUGUUAAGUUGUCCAUUUAGAGUCAUUAUUUUAUGUGUUUUUAAGUUUCU